UUGCCAUGAGUGGGAAGUCGCUGCUGCUGAAGGUGAUUCUCCUGGGCGAUGGUGGCGUUGGGAAGAGCUCCCUCAUGAACCGCUACGUCACCAACAAGUUUGACUCUCAAGCUUUCCACACCAUUGGGGUGGAGUUCCUCAACCGGGACUUGGAAGUGGACGGGCGCUUUGUGACCCUCCAGAUUUGGGACACGGCGGGCCAGGAGCGCUUCAAGAGCUUGCGGACCCCCUUUUACAGGGGGGCGGACUGCUGCCUAUUGACCUUCAGUGUAGACGACCGCCAGAGCUUUGAGAACCUGGGCCACUGGCAGAAGGAAUUUAUCUGUUAUGCCAACGUGAAGGAUCCUGACCACUUCCCUUUCGUUGUGCUGGGCAACAAGAUAGACAAGGUGGAGAGGCAGGUGACCACCGAAGAAGCCCAAGCCUGGUGCUUGGAAAAUGGAAAUUAUCCGUAUCUGGAGACCAGUGCCAAGGAUGACACAAAUGUGGCCGUGGCCUUUGAGGAAGCUGUUCGGCAGGUGUUGGCCGUGGAGGAGCAGCUGGAGCACUGUUUGCUGGGCCACACCAUUGACCUUCACUCCAACACCAAGUCGGGGUCUUCUUGCUGCUGAGAGCAACCGUGCAACAGAAACCAGAUCCUUGAACCAGCCACCCUGCGGUAGAGGUUCUGGAGGAGGCCCUUAGAAUGUAGUCAGAAAGGGCAGGCGGGAGGCCCAGGGACAGCUGGAGGUAGCCAUUCUUCUGUUUUGCAUACCUAAUAUA
Molecule: messenger RNA, 762 nt
Organism: Gekko japonicus
Lineage: Eukaryota; Metazoa; Chordata; Lepidosauria; Squamata; Gekkonidae
Gene: RAB9B
Product: RAB9B, member RAS oncogene family
Exons: 1
Coding region: 6-611 (201 amino acids)
Biological process (GO): retrograde transport, endosome to Golgi; Rab protein signal transduction
Cellular component (GO): late endosome; phagocytic vesicle; lysosome
Molecular function (GO): GTPase activity; GTP binding
Source: RefSeq, a predicted model, not a curated record